This is a messenger RNA of Pyrus x bretschneideri (Chinese white pear), 1104 nucleotides long. Its product is annotated as 3-ketoacyl-CoA synthase 4-like. Gene Ontology annotation, cellular component: membrane. Bases 1 to 1104 code for a protein of 367 amino acids. Gene Ontology annotation, biological process: fatty acid biosynthetic process. Gene Ontology annotation, molecular function: acyltransferase activity, transferring groups other than amino-acyl groups. The transcript has a single exon. NCBI's taxonomy places the organism in Eukaryota, Viridiplantae, Streptophyta, Magnoliopsida, Rosales, Rosaceae. The record is from RefSeq and is a predicted model, not a curated record.
AUGCGUAAAAUCUACCUCAAAUCCGGCUUAGGAGACGAGACCUACGCACCACAAUUCGUCUUCGAAUCAAACCCCGAAGCGAACUUGAAAUAUGCUCUGGAUGAAGCUCAACAAGGCAUGUUCUCAUCCAUCAACUCACUCCUUGCCAAAACCAACAUCGACCCAAGUCGUAUCGAUUGCCUAAUUGUUACAUGCGGGAGCUUCUCUCCCGUGCCCUCCCUCACAUCCCUCAUUGUCAACCGUUUCAAUCUCAAACCCGACGUAAAGACGUACAAUCUAAGUGGCAUGGGAUGCAGUUCUGGAGUAAUAUCAAUUGAUCUAGCCGCCAAUCUGUUGAAGCAAAGCAAAAAAAUUGGUUAUGCUCUUGUGGUCGUAACCGAGACUAUUAGUUUGGAUUGGUACUAUGGCGAUAACCGUCCCAUGCUUGUAACCAAUUGCAUUUUUCGAGUCGGUUGUGCGACCGCAUUGAUCACAAACGACCCUUGUUGCCGCCUGGUUGCAAAGAUGGAACUCAUUCACUCGCUUCGUACUCACCACGGAGCGAGUGAUCGAGCUUAUAAAGCCGCAUUUCAAGAGGAGGAUAACAAGGGCAAUACCGGGUUUGCUCUUAAUAAAGAUUUAAUAGCGGUUGCGGGCAUGCAUUUACUUGAGCACAUCAAAAUUCUUGCUCCCCGAGUCCUACCACUGACUCAACUUGGUGUUUACGUGUACUCGGUCAUUGGUUGUGCAUUUUCAGGGGGGAAGUCGAAACCGAUAGUCCCGGAUUUUACCAAGGCAUUUGAUCAUUUUUGUAUUCACACGGGCGGGAAAGCGGUGAUCGAGCAGGUUGGGCGGGUUCUGAGUUUGAGUGACGAGUUGACUGAGCCGGCUCGGAUGAGUUUGCACCGAUUCGGGAACACAUCGAGUAGUCUUGUAUUUUAUGAGUUAGCAUAUUUUGAGGCUAAGGGGAGAGUUAGGAAAGGAGAUAGGGUUUGGAUGUUGGCGUUUGGGACAGGGUUUAAGGUCGGAAGUCUUGUUUGGAAGGCAGUUUCGGAUUUAGGUCAAGGUGGUGAUGGCAAUCCAUGGAGCGACUGUAUUGAUAGGUACCCACUGAAUUCAUGGUAA